AUGCAUUUCAAUCGGCGCGCCCUAAAAGUCAAGAACAGCCAGAAGGUGGUGGGGCAGCGACGCGAGGAACUGGUGGGCCGCGCGGUGACGUCAGCGGCGGUGCGCCUGCAGGGCGAACCCCACCGGCCACCUCCGCUGCGUUGGCUGCCGCUGCACCGCGCACAGCUGCACGCAGGAGAUCUGCUCUUCUCUGCAGAGGUGCUGCAGGUGGGAACUAACGAAGACGUGGCGGUGGAGACGUGGUCGACUCGUGAAGGUGUGGUGGUACCCAUUCCAGUGGAGAUCCGUCCGCGCAUCAUCACCUACAAGCUGGAGGCGGUGUUCUGGGGCGUGCGGCGGCUGCGGCGCGUGCAGCUGCUGCCCGUGUCCCGGCCGCGCGUCGCGCUGCAGGUCGCGGGCCGCCGCCUCUGCUCUGCCGUCAUCCCGGACACCGCCGCUAACCCCAACUUCCCCAACCCGCGCAUGGUAUUCACUCUGGAGCUGCCGGAGCAGGAGGAGUACCUGCCUCCGCUGCAGGUGGAGGUGCACGACUGCCGCAGCUUCGGCCGCGAGGUGCUGGCCGGCGUGCACGCACUGCACAGCCUCGCUGACUUCGUCGUGCCGCCUCCGCCCUAUCUCACUGAUAAACAGCUGUCAGAGAUCCAACAGGGCCUGGAAAAAGGCCAUGGUGCAGAGGAACCACCGGCGAUUGCUGUGAAGAGAGAGAUUCGAAAGACAAUGACAGCAGUACGCCAUUUAGACAGUGAAGAUGUUCCCACCACGCCUGAGCCAAAGAAAGACGAACCUGAGCGUAAAAAGAAGGGUCGCCUCGGAAUCGGACUGGUGUGGCGUCGUAAGCACGCAGCUCCCACCAUUGCCGAAGAAGAAAUUGAAGCCCCCGACUGGUGGACCAAGUACUACGCCUCACUGCCGCAGGCAGAACGAGACAGGAAAUUGUCUCUAGCUGGCCACGUGGGAGCCGAGGCGACAGAACCGGUGGAAAAGUUGGAACUAUACCCGUGCGAGCUGGAGAAGCUGUCCCAGUUCAGCGGCCUGCAAGACUGGCUGCGCUGCUUUUCUCUGCACAAGGGCAAGCGCGCCGGCUCCGGCCGCAGCCCGGUCGUAGGGCACGUCAAGGCAGCGCUAUGCCUGUACCCGUCUCCGUUCCCGGAGCGGCCGGCUGUUCGCUUGCUGUCGCGACACGAGAACAACGCACCGGUGCGUGUGUGCGUGCGCUGCUACUGCGUGCGGGCCACGGAGCUGCACCCGCGUGACCCGACGGGGCUGUCCGACCCCUACGUGGAGAUGCGCGUGGGCGGCCAGGUGGCCGGCUCCAGGGACGACUACGUCCCGCAGCAGAUAGAGCCCGUGUUCGGCAGGCUGCUGCAGCUGGAGUGCGUGCUGCCGAGGGACUGGCAGUUGUCGGUGCGCGUCAUGGACUGGGACCGCACGACGCGCGACGACCUCAUCGGUGAGACCAGGAUCGACCUGGAGCAGCGCCUCCUCAGCGACCACCGGGCCCACUGCGGCCUCCCCCCGGAUGAACGUCGAGAACUGAAGGAGCACUUGCGAUGCAGGAAGGGCUACAACGCGUGGCGCGACGCAGAGCGGCCGACGCAGAUCCUGGAGGGCCUGUGCAGGAGGCAGGGGCUGCGUCUUCCUGAGUACCUGGCCGACGACACGCUCAGUGUUGCCGGGGCCACGUACUCCCUGCCGUUGACCGACCAGUCCGCCGCGGAGCGGCGGAGUUCGGAGUGGCGCGAACAGCUGGCUCUGGAGGCGCUGCGCGCGUGGCGGCCGCGGCUGGUGGCGGAGCACGUGGAGCGCCGGCCGCUGCUGCACGCCGCCUUCCCGGGGCUGGCGCAGGGCUUCCUGCACCUCUGGCUGGACCUCUUCCCGCUGCCGUCCGCCGCCGCGCUGUGGGUGCCGGAGCAGAAGCCGCAGUCGACGGACGUGCACUACCGGUCGUUGAACGGCGAGGCGAUGUUCAACUGGCGGUUCGUGUUCCCGCUGUGCUACCUGCCGGGCGAGCGCCGGCUGCUGGUGCAGCACCGCUCCGGACCGAUGCUGGGGCGCUCCACCCGACGCACGGCGCCGCCCCGGCUGCACCUCCAGGUCUGGGACAGCGACCACUUCUCGCCCGACGACUUCCUCGGCGCUGUGACGCUGAACCUGUGGCAGCUGCCUGUGGGCGCCCCCUCUGCCAAGCAGUGCUCGCUGGCCAUGCUGGAGCGCGGCGCGCCCACCGUCAACCUGUUCAGAGCGCGCAGGGCGCACGGCUGGUGGCCCUUCAGGACACGCGAGGAAAACGAGUACAAAAUCGCCGGCAAAGUGGAGCUGGUACUGGAGGUGCUGACCAGCCUGGAGGCGGAAGCGAGGCCUGCCGGCAAGGGCCGACAAGAACCGGACGCGCUCGAGAAGCCCAAGUGA
Schistocerca serialis cubense is the source of this 2409-nucleotide messenger RNA. RefSeq names its product otoferlin-like. Bases 1 to 2409 code for a protein of 802 amino acids. NCBI's taxonomy places the organism in Eukaryota, Metazoa, Arthropoda, Insecta, Orthoptera, Acrididae. Gene Ontology annotation, biological process: plasma membrane organization. The record is from RefSeq and is a predicted model, not a curated record. The transcript has 16 exons.